Messenger RNA from Ipomoea nil (Japanese morning glory), 1455 nucleotides. RefSeq names its product tRNA (guanine(9)-N1)-methyltransferase. Gene Ontology annotation, cellular component: nucleus. Gene Ontology annotation, biological process: tRNA N1-guanine methylation. NCBI's taxonomy places the organism in Eukaryota, Viridiplantae, Streptophyta, Magnoliopsida, Solanales, Convolvulaceae. The transcript has 3 exons. The coding region runs from base 17 to 1279 and encodes 420 amino acids. The record is from RefSeq and is a predicted model, not a curated record. Gene Ontology annotation, molecular function: tRNA binding.
UCACAAUUACUACUGGAUGAUAGCCCACUAUCAACAAUGGAGGGUUAGCCCACACAAACCAAGAAUUCCGGCCUCACCGUCGUGGAAGCCGCGAAGCGUACAUUUCCCCCUUCACCCCUUCGCCUCUUCGCAUUGCCUUCUCGUGGCGAUGGAGUCCAACUCCGAUGAUCACCAGUCUCCGCCACUAGCCACCGCUACGUCUCCACCACCAGCCACCGCCGCGUCUCCACCACCAGCCACCGCCGCGUCUCCACCACCAGCCACCGCAACGUCUCCACCACCAGCCACCACUGCGUCUCCGCCACCAGCCACCACUGCGUCUCCACCGCAGUCUGCGCCUGACCAGCAACCGCCCCUAUCAAAGAGAGCACAGAAGAAGCUGCUGAAGCAGCAGCGGUUCGAGGCCAAGAAGGCGGAGAAGAAGGCACAAUUGAAGGAGCACAAGCAGAGGGAGGCUGAGCGGAAGCGGAGGGAAUGGGCGGAGAGGCUAGCGGGGAUGAGCGAAGAGGAGAAGCUGAAGCUGAUUGAGGAGCGGAAGAGCGUGAGGAGAGAGAGGAUGGAGAAGAGGUCCGAAGAGAAAGGGAAGAAGAUAGAGAGACUGACUAGAGCAAAAGAAAGCGGUCAGAAUUUCAUUAUCGAUCUCGAGUUCUCUGAUCUCAUGACCUCCAAUGAACUCCAUAGCCUCGUCCAACAGAUUAUGUACUGUUAUGCCGUGAAUGGAAGAUGUGCUUCUCCUGCACACCUUUGGUUGGCAGGCUAUCAAGGUGAAAUGCAAAACCUAUUGGAAAAAACACCAGGGUACGAUAAGUGGUUAAUUGAGAAGGAAAGCCGUCCAUAUAUUGAGGCAUUCGAAGAUCAGAAGGAAGAUCUUGUAUAUCUCACUGCCGACUCUGUGAACGUUCUAGAUGAACUUGAUCCAAAGAAGCUCUAUAUAAUUGGUGGGUUGGUGGAUCGGAAUCGGUGGAAAGGCAUAACCAUGAAGAAAGCAGAAGAGCAAGGGAUUCAAACAGCAAAGCUCCCUAUUGGAAACUACUUAAAGAUGUCGAGUUCUCAGGUCCUCACUGUUAAUCAAGUAGUAGAGAUACUUUUAAAGUUCUUGGAAUUGAGAGAUUGGAAGGCUUCAUUUUUCGAAGUCAUCCCUCAAAGGAAAAGAUGUGGGGCAGACUCUGAAGAUGUUGACGAUGAAGCAGAAGGGGAAGACAAUGCACCAGAAGAGGGUGAUGAUCACCAAGACAUGAAAAGACAGUGCAUUGAAGGAGUGUGCAAUAUAAACAGCUAAGUAAUCCAGUCUAGACGAUUGCUCUCUAGUGAAAUUCGGAUGAGAGAUUUUUUUUCAGGUUUCUUCCUUUCUGUAGCUUGAAAGUUUCUGGGAAAUUGGUCAAAUUGCACAAUACCAUACUUUAUGUUUUUGACAAUUACUUGAUAAAAUUCAAAAUCUACAAUUAGAAACAUCAA